UGAUGUCAGCUAUCGCAGCAUAGCAUCGGAAUGAUCCUCAUUCCAUUUGCUCUUCAAAACUUACUCUUCGUCUCCUGUCAGUAAACGACGGUACUCCCCGGACGUCGGCUGAUAUUCCUUCAGCGGUAGGCGAACAAUGUCGGACUUUAUUGCCCUUCCUAAAAGCGAGUGAAAGCGCUCACAUGACAUGUCGGGAUGCCAUUCAGUUAGCAGGUCGUUGCGAUACACAAGCUAGGAGGCUACAUUCGGCUACAUUCCACUACUCGCUUCAGGGAGUCAUGUCUCGCUUUGUGCUGGAGCAGCUGUCUGACUUUGGGGAUUAUGCCAGCAAAAGUGUGCUGUAUGAGAGUUUAAAUGCGACAAACGUUCGCCUGAGCCCUGACGGACGUCACUUUCAUGUCAUCCUCAGCCACCCGAAGCUCAGUCUUGUGACUCUGGACAAGUAUGAAAGAUCUCAGCUGGUCCAGAAUCCGAGGACACUGGACUUGUGUUCAACUAGAGGUGUGCCUAUUGUGGAUAUUAUAUAUUUGGAUAAUAAUGACAGCAACAACAAAAGGGACUUUGUGUCUGCUGCUGUAGUUUACAAGAAUGGAAGAACUGAGUUUUGGAAAUUCCAGGAGUGCAAAGGCGGCUGGAGUCUCCUGCAGACAUCCGACUUGUGCAACAGUCCCCGGGCCAGUGUGGUGUCUGUGUGCGCCUGCUCGAAUCUUAUCAUCUGGUGUGAGGAGCGGCCGCCCUCGGAAAGCUCCCCUGUGCUCAGCCCUGCCAGGAGUAAAUUGAGGUACUGUGUUUGCAGGCGGGACUAUGAGCUGAAGGAGGGUGCUGUCAUUUUGGGAGGGGUGAAAAUCGCCCUCCACAACAACCCUAAGUUCACCUUGAUCAGCUCAGGGGAAUAUGUGCGUCUCCUUCCUGCAUCUCCUCUGAUCAAAUUCUUCCUCUCCUGGUGCCCCCGCCGGGACUCCUUCAUGGUCAGCACCACAUGCAAAGCCACUCCUUUAAAAACGCUUGAUACGAAGGAGUCUGACUUUAGGAAGUUGAUCACAGACUGCUUAGGGUAUGUGUCAGCACUCGACCCACCUGAGAUCUGUGACGUCUCUCCUUCAGCUUGUGGAGGUUUGCUGCUGCUUCUCAACACAGGCUGGGUGUGUCUCCUGCAGAAAGAUGGGAUGCUACGCCAAAUACACAAGCUGGCAGAGAACUGCCCCCUUAAAUAUGUUGCACACACUAGCUUCUGCACAUUUGAGGAUACGUUGGUGCUUCUUGUGGGUCAAAAUCUGCAUCUGAUAGACAUGAAAUGUGGCAGAGAGCUGGAAACUGUAAUACUAAAGAGUGAGGGGGGUUUAUUUGUUAAACAGGCUGAUGGAUCACCUUACCUGUUCUCAGAAACUGGACUUCAUAAAGUGGUGCAACAAGAAAUGGACAAUAGAGACCUAAAUAUGAAGUCCACAAUGGAGAACAUCUGCCCUGGAGCCCUCCUGGCAGAAGCAGUGUUUGAGGAGGCCUGUAAAUACUACCAGCAGAGGAGCUUGAGUAGCACUCGGCUCACAGUGGAUGCUCUAAAGAAAGGAGGCAGGUUCCAGGCUCCCAUCUCUUUAGCAUCCAUUCUCAGGGACUACCUCAGUUCGGGACCCAAGCAAAAAAUAUCAGAACUAAUUCAGAAUGGAGGAUGCACAGUGGGACAAGACAAGCUAAAAGUCUCCCUGGAGCCUGAACUGAGGGCCUUGCUCGCUGUGGAGGAGCUAAAGGGGAGUUUGGUGAGGGGGAGUGUGAAAGAAGUGGAGGUUCUUUGUGAGAGUCUGAUGGAGAAAGAAAUAGCCCGGCUGCUAUCGACCUGCGAGCUGGAUCACAACGACCUGCUCUACCUCAACUCAAUCUUCAGCAUUUUCCCAUGCCAGGCAUGGAGGGCGGCCCAAGCUGCUCUCCAGUUACACUACAACGGGGAAGCCUCUCUGUCCAGCCGGGCCCCUCCAGAUGUGUGGAAAAGCGUCCUCAGUCCCCCUCCGAGCUUCCCAGCCACACUCACGCUAGCAAACGGUGGCUCACAGCACAGGCACAGCCCAGCCACGGCGGAUCACAAUGCAAACUGUACAUCCAAAUCCUCCAGUGCCACUUCACCCGCCACCCUGCCCAUCUUUGAGCUUCUCUGCCAUUCGGUUUUACGUUUCCAGCCCUCUUGGCUACCCAGGUUCUUGGAGCUCAGCCAGCAGCAGCAAGGCUCGGCAGGGCUGGGCUUGAGCCUAGCGGCCACCACCUGGAGCGAGAACAACAUGCCGCUCUACAAGCGUGCCCUGGCCGUCCUGUCCUCCGUGAGAAAAGACAGAAACCAGCACCAGGAACUAGAGGUGGAGUUGUUGAUGGUCAGUGGGCGGCCUAACGCCAUCCUCCAGGCGCUAAGGAUCCUGAUUGGGCAGCAGCAGUGGGAGCGGGUCACCCAAGUGGCCCAGAAGUUCUCCAAGCAGAGCCCGCUACUGAAUAAGGAGAUUUUCACCACGCUGCUGUGUGAGGUGACCCAGCACCGAGACCUGGACCCCUACCUGGACAUGCUGUGGGCCCUGUGCCCUGAGGACUUCACUGUCACCACCAUUCUGAACUUGGUGCUGAAAAAUCUUCCACCGCCCAGCACCCCACAGUCCCCAUCAUCCCUUCCCAUGUCCCUCACGUCCAGCCCCUCCUCAUCCUCUGCUCCCUUUGCUCACCCUCAGAGCGGUCAGCUGACCAUCGGGCUCCUGAAACCUCUCCUGAGGAAAGUUCUCCAGAGGGAAACCAAACCUAGCCAGCGCUACGCCGACAUCCUCCAGUCCCCGUCCUUCCCCCCCCCUGCACCGCCCCGCUUGCCCAUGGAACAAUCCAGAACCAGCGUGGGCUCUCCUCUCCUUGCAGCCAUACCCGAUGCUUCUUCUACCUGCUGAGUUUUAGUAGUGUCACAUGACUACUGGAACUUAAAAGUAAUUACUACUGACAAUGUUAGCAGUGUAAAUUUUUGCCGCUAAUUUUAACUUGUACAUAAUAACGCACUUGUGAAGUUUUAUAUGCAUGUGGAUGUUAUUAGCUUGCUGCUGCCCCAUAUGUUAUAUGCAGUAUUGAAAGUAGCUUCAGGCAACAAUCUGACCAACAUGUCCAUAUGAACACAAGUAUUUUUUUAAAUACGUCUGAAAAAAGACUUUUUCUUUAUUUAGUUUUGCUUACGUCUCUAGUGAUGCGAUGCCCGUUUUCCUCCAUUUGGCACAGUUUUUGUGCCUCUUCCUUAAAUUAGUUUCUUCUGGCUGCUGAUUGGCUAAAAUGGGCUUAUGACGAAGGGGGUACACCUUGUGCUGGGCAUUCAUCUAAAUUCCCAGCAUUUAUGUAAUAAAUUAGUUAAUUAUUAACUGUUAUAUUAAUUCAUAUAUAUAUUAUACUGCUUCGUGGAUGCAGCUCAAUUUCCAAUGGCUUACGUCGUGUUUUCUUUCCACAGCAAACUACUUGAGACUGAACUACCAGCGACCUCUGCUGGUGAUGGCAAAUUAGUGCACCUUAUUAUGCCUCAGUUGCUUUAAUCAAUUCCGCAGUCGUCCUUCUCACGUUUCGAUUUCCACAGCUUCAAGUCUAUCACGGUUUUUGAAACAUAUUAAUAAGUCAAACUGUUUUGUGGUUGAAUAUGGCUUAUUGGUGUAGAAAACGCAAUUUUAGCUUUUUUUGUGCUAAAUUAAGCAGUUUCAAGCAUAAAAUGGCGAAGUGGGCUAAAAAUGCCAGGAAUUCUGAAUGUAGUAUUCUACAUUGGUCACGAGGUGUCACCAAUUGUUCGGUGAGAUGAUCUCACAACAGGCACAAUAACAUCAUAAUAAUAACACGGACUAACAUAUAUACUUCAGACUAUUAAAAAUAUUACAUAAAAAAUAUUUAAUGUCAUUUUCUAAUUAAAAUAUUUUAAAUAUAUGUAUAUUUGUCAUAUUUUGAUAGUCUUUAGUAUAUUUUAUUUUGAAAUACAAAUACUUUAAAUUACCUUAAAUGUUUUAAUUCAUUAUUUUUUUUUUAAAUAAUAUUCACAAUAAUAACACGGGCUCCUGUUGUGGCCGAAAUCCAGCUAAAACUCACCUCUGAACCCCGGCGUCACUUCCUGUCCACAUGUCCAGAACACAUUUCCAGCUUAUUUUCUGUGAUUAUAUCUACUAUAUUGGUUAAUAGGAAUGUAAAGGUGACUAUAUGGGUGCUAUUUCAUGUCUAGUGGGCUCUAAUGUUAAAAAAAAACACACUUAGCAGAUUGUAAACAGGUUGUGUAUGCCAUAACUAUGAAAGUAUUCCAUUUAUAAAUAAGGAAUCCUACUUUGCAGAAAUUGACUCUUCAUGGUCAGGCCUGGAACCAGUUAACCACGAUAAACAAGGGAUUACUGCAAUCAAUUAAUUCUGAUUCCUAACAAUAAGUAAGUGAUUAUUAUGCCUAUCACCAGUGACACUGCCACCCUUUGCUUUGGUCCACAGUUUUUUGCUGUUUUAUCAUAUAAUUUUUUUUUCAACCCAAACUUGGUAAAAAUGUUUUAUUUGUUUUUUUUUUACUGUAGUUAUUUUCAACAAGUACUUGUGUUGAUGUCGACAUGGCUUCCUUUUAAAUGACUUAAAGAACUCCAUGUUCUUGUGGACAUCUGUUGACGUCUAUGCUGUAAAAACUACUUGCACUUUUGCUGUCACCUCAAUCAGUAUUUUUUUUUCUACGUUUUAAUGUGCUUAUUUCUUUCACUUUUUAUUGGGUCCAAAUUGCAGCUCGACAAUCCAAUUGCGUAUUUGCCCUCUAACUGACCCAAGUGUCACAUUUUAGGAGCCAAAGCGGAUGACAUCGUAGUCUCUGAUGCAGUGUUUAAUGAGCAUAGAAAAACAGCUGACGGCCCCACUGUGAAGUUUCCAAUACAGUUGCUUCAGUUUAAUGAUCGUCCUUUCUGCUGUUACUUCGCUUCAACGAUGCUCAGUGUCGUCGUGUCUGCUAGUUGCUAAGUUGAUGAACACUUUCCUUGUAUUAAAGGGGUUAAAUAUUAAUCUGCCCUGACAAAGGUUUCACAACAGUUUUGUAAAAACAAGCCACGAAUGUGUAUCAGUAUUUAUGAGUGGACGUGAAUGCUAUAAAAGUGUGAUAAAACUUAACAGUGUGACUUUUGUGGAUUCUGAUUGUAGAAUUGAAUGUUAUUGGAGCUUUAAUAUCAAGUUCAGCUCAGUUGCAUACUGCAAGACUGUUGUCUUUGUAGAUGUUGAAGCCUUCUCGCUUGUAAGAAAGAGCAUUGCGCUUAAGAAUGUGUGAUUACUUUUACAGCCAAUGGGCAAGUUCCACAUAAAGAUGUGA
This is a messenger RNA of Dunckerocampus dactyliophorus (ringed pipefish), 5305 nucleotides long. RefSeq names its product BLOC-2 complex member HPS6. Gene Ontology annotation, cellular component: BLOC-2 complex; lysosomal membrane. Gene Ontology annotation, biological process: organelle organization; lysosome localization; protein localization to membrane. The record is from RefSeq and is a predicted model, not a curated record. The coding region runs from base 183 to 2909 and encodes 908 amino acids. NCBI's taxonomy places the organism in Eukaryota, Metazoa, Chordata, Actinopteri, Syngnathiformes, Syngnathidae. The transcript has a single exon.